Molecule: messenger RNA, 2100 nt
Organism: Bacidia gigantensis
Lineage: Eukaryota; Fungi; Ascomycota; Lecanoromycetes; Lecanorales; Ramalinaceae
Exons: 1
Coding region: 1-2100 (699 amino acids)
Source: RefSeq, a predicted model, not a curated record
AUGCCGGAUGAAGGGCUUCGUGACUGGCUUCAGGCGAUCCAAGCGGACGACAUAGUCCAAAUCAUUCCAAAAGCUCGCCAUGGCGGAUGGCUGAAUCGCGUUUUCGAAGCCGAGAUUGUGCUGUCCGGUGUUGGAGACCAAUCUGCCCAUCAACAAAUGUCGGCUUCCUCCGAUCUCAUGAGUCCCGUAAUCCAACAAACCGGGCUUCAUACCUCAUAUGGCUCGAGGUCACACAUCUACAAGAAGCUCCAAGCCUGGCGAAAUGAUAUUCGUCUUAUCACAAUACAGCCUGCAACACCUGAGAGCCAGAUCUCCUGCUCUUUGAGUCAUGCUUCGCUUGACGAUGACCUUCACGCCCAGUAUGAGUGUCUGUCAUACUGCUGGGGAAAUUCAAGGGACACAAGGCAGAUCCGACUUCAUUACAAUGUCACAACAGGAAAUUCUUCUGCUGAGUCUAUGCUGGCUGUCACACCGAAUCUAUACGCCGCACUUGAGAGGCUUCGUAAUGACACUCGUCCCCGAAAAAUGUGGAUCGAUGCUUUGUGUAUCAAUCAAGACGAUUUGCAAGAGCGAACAGAACAGGUAUCGAUCAUGCGAGAUAUAUACGCACAUGCAUCGACCGUAAUUGUCUGGUUGGGCUACGGUAACGACUCUGUCAGAAAGGAUAUUCAAAAUGCGAACGAGGUAAUGCAACGUUAUCAUAAUGUUCGUCACAAGGAUACCACUGAUGUAGACGCCACAAAAAUGCACGCUCCGCUUCUUGACGAAGGGUACUAUCACGUGGAUGCUGAGAUCAUCUCUUGCGAAUGGUUUAGGAGGGUUUGGGUCCUGCAAGAAGUUUUCAAUGCCGCCAGUGUAUCAGUAAUGUGUGGAGACACGAUCCUGUCAUGGGCCAUGAUACUCAGAAUCAACGAAUGCUUGAACCGGUCCAUGCUCGUCCCUCAACCUCUCGCCAAGCGUGUCAUGCCAAGUCUCUUUGCACAACUCUUUACGCUUGACAGGUUCGGACCAGGUGACAAAGGACUGACCUACUCAACUCUUUCUCAGGAACUUGACAUAUUAGAUAUUUUCAUACGUGGACUCGACCUCGACGCUACCGAUCCAAGAGAUAAGGUCUUCGCCCUGCUCAGUUUUGCAAAGGAGACGUCAGAUCUCCGUCACAUUGACCCAAGUAUACGACCUGACUACAACAAAAGCCCAGCCAGGGUGUUUGCCGACUUGACUCGCUGGUGGAUAUCGACCAACAAAUCGCUUCGAGUGUUAUCAGCAACACACUUGUCUUUGGGGAGAACGUGGCAAAGACUAUCUCCUUACCAAGAUUUUAGCCAUACAACAGAGGCAAAUGGCCGCGCGAGUUGGUCAGUAUGGCAUGACGGUAAGAGUAGUUGGACAAGAGGUACAUUAGGUCUGGCUUCAUCAUGCCCUUACACUGCUUCCGGAACCCAUGGAAUGGACCUCGAUGCCCUCUGGCAACCCAACGACCCUAUGUUGUUGCGUCUUAACGGACGUCCGAUCAGCAAGAUUAACGAGAUUAGCACAUUUCCUUAUUUCCCAUUUGUCAAGCACAUAGACAACCCGGACCAUAACGCAGACAGCCCUUAUCAAGAAAUGUAUGACGCCUACGUAGCUCUCUUCGACCCUCUGAAUUGGAAAGCCACCUGGAGCUCUCCUCUUCAGCGAAACGAUUUCCUACAGUAUCAGCGACCGGACACAGAGCAUGAGACUGCUUCCAAACGUCAUGAACAUUUCGCUGCCCAUGCUCAUUGGGAUCCGCGUGCUGGAGGCUACGUAGUAAAGGACAUGGCCGUCGGCUGCCACAACCCUUGCUUUUUCCGUACGCAAGAAGGGUAUCGGGGACUCUGCCCUUCAGCGACGCGGCCUGAGGAUAUCAUUGUCGUUUUAGAGGGCGGGCAAGUGCCAUAUCUUCUUCGGCCACAACCACAGACUGGAACGGGAGAUGGAACCACUACAGCAGGUUCAAGUCAGCAAUAUGCGUUCAUUGGCGAAUGCUUCCUGCAGGGCUUCAUGCACGGUCGAGCAGUUGAUGAGCAGAAAGAUGGGCAUGACUCUUUUCCACGUCAGCUCUUUGAGCUUGUCUAG